AUGUCUACACCACAGCUCGCCACAUUCAAGGUCACUCCUUCUCAUCCUGGAUCAUGUCGGCAGCGAACCUAUGCUGCAGGGACAGUAGAGCGCAAGGGUCUCGAAGCUGCACUUGCUCAGAUGCAACAGGAACUUCCAUUCGAGGUUCCAUGUAUCGUCAAUGGCUCACCGAUCAAAACCGGUAAACUUGCCAAGCAGCCCAUACCCUCCGAUCACGCCCGUCAUCUCUGCAUAUACCACGAGGCAGAUGAAGCGACUGUAGCCAGCGCGAUUGAUGGUGCUCUUGCCGCCAAAGCUGAGUGGGAGGCCAUGCCUUGGAACGAUCGCGCCGCCAUCUUCCUGCGUGCUGCAGAGCUUGUUAGCGGCAAGUACCGUUACAAAUUGGUAGCAGCUACUAUGCUUGGUCAAGGCAAGAACGCGUGGCAGGCCGAGAUCGAUGCUGCCGCAGAGCUUUCCGAUUUCUUCCGUUUCGGCGUCAAAUAUGUUGAGGAACUCUACGCACAACAGCCUCCUAAGAACGCGGCAGGAUCAUGGAACCGCGUCGAGUAUCGUGCGCUGGAAGGAUUUGUUCUUGCUGUUUCGCCAUUCAACUUCACAGCGAUCGGUGGUAACCUUCCAGGUGUUCCCGCAAUCGUCGGUAACACAGUCGUAUGGAAACCUUCACCAGCGGCCACGUAUUCCAACUACUUGAUCUAUCAGAUCCUCGCGGAGGCUGGUGUUCCAGCCGGCGUCAUCCAGUUCGUUCCCGGACCACCUCCAGAAGUCGUCGCACAGGCGAUAUCGCACCCCAACUUUGCAGCGCUCCACUUCACAGGCAGCACGUUUAUAUUCAAGAAGCUAUGGAAAGACAUCGCCGCAAACCUGAACAAGUACAAGGGGUAUCCGAGAAUCGUUGGUGAGACAGGAGGAAAGAACUUCCACGUCAUCCACAAGUCGGCAGAGAUCCGAAAUGCAGUUUUGCAGACCAUUCGAGGUGGCUUCGAGUAUCAAGGACAAAAAUGCUCUGCGUUGUCACGGCUAUAUGUUUCUUCUUCGCUUUGGUCAUCUGGAUUCAAAGAUCUGCUCCUGUCUGAGGUUGCGAAGAUCAAAAUCGGGUCACCAUCAGACUUCGGCAACUUUAUGGGACCGGUGAUAGGUCGUCCGGCUUAUGACAAAAUAAUUGGCUUCAUCCAGAAAGCCAAGGAUGCGGGAGGGGAGGUUCUUAUCGGGGGCACUGGCGAUGACUCCAAGGGCUACUUCAUACAGCCCACGGUCAUUCUAACCAGAGAUCCUGAAUCAGUCACCAUGACAGAAGAGAUCUUUGGUCCUGUCAUCACUGUAAUGGUUUUUCGUUCGCAAAUGCGGCCAGAUGUACUAACAACUUUCCAGGUUUAUAUGUACGACGACGCGAAUUAUGAGCAGACUCUGGAACUGAUCGACAACACCUCGCCUUAUGCCCUGACCGGCUCUAUCUUUGCCGCAGACCGCAAGGCCCUUCUGACCGCCACAAACAAGCUACGCAACGCUGCCGGCAACGUUUAUUACAAUGAGAAAUGUACCGGCGCGGUCGUGGGUCAGCAACCCUUUGGAGGAGGACGAGCAAGUGGGACCAACGACAAAGCUGGGAGUAUUAGCAUCUUCUACCGAUUCGUUUCUGCGAGAAGCAUAAAGGAGAACUUCGUGGGCCUGGAGGACUUCCAAUACCCGUCGAACUUGAUUUGAUUUAAUGAGAAUCAAUAACAAUGCUAGUAAUCGAUGUUGUAUCAAUCAGAGAAUCAUGUUGUUACCUGUAUUCGAUGAGAAAUGUUUAUGGAGGACAAAUUUGAAAGUA
Molecule: messenger RNA, 1810 nt
Organism: Suillus fuscotomentosus
Lineage: Eukaryota; Fungi; Basidiomycota; Agaricomycetes; Boletales; Suillaceae
Product: Aldehyde/histidinol dehydrogenase
Exons: 10
Coding region: 1-1701 (566 amino acids)
Cellular component (GO): mitochondrial matrix
Molecular function (GO): L-glutamate gamma-semialdehyde dehydrogenase (NAD+) activity
Source: RefSeq, a predicted model, not a curated record